Molecule: messenger RNA, 363 nt
Organism: Schistocerca americana (American grasshopper)
Lineage: Eukaryota; Metazoa; Arthropoda; Insecta; Orthoptera; Acrididae
Exons: 2
Coding region: 1-363 (120 amino acids)
Source: RefSeq, a predicted model, not a curated record
AUGGGGCCGAAGAAGAAGGAACAUUCAGUGGCGUUGCGUGAGAGAGUGGUAUUGCUCCAUUCACAAGGGAGAAGCUAUCGACAAAUCGGAGCAGAGGUGUCUGUGAGCUACACCACGGUAAGAGCCAUCAUUCAGAAAUAUAAAGAGACUGGAACAACAGUGAAUAAGUGUCGUCCUGGACGUCCAAAAGUGCUUACAACCCGAGAGCGUCGCCAUAUCAUCGCACUUGCUCGGAAGGAACCUGCUACAAGUGCAGCAACUAUUGCUGAGAUUGUUCAGACAACGUCCGACAAGACGGAACACAUAUCAGAAACUACUGGAAGGAUUGAAAUGAAAUUUGGCACACCUAUUCUUUUACUUUGA